AUGCUCUUCCAAUAUCUUCUCCCCAGCUUGUUGGCUACCGCCACUGUCGCUGUCCCCGUCGCGGACAUUGGGGAAUCUGAGGACAACUUGGUGAUCUUCAAGCGCGACGAUGUCCUCGAUGCUCGAGACCUUGAGCUCGCCGACAUCCAUGGUGUUAACGUUACUGAGAUGUUCAAGCAUUCCAUGUUCAAGCGCGAUGAUGGAGACCAUAUCGUGGUUUGGGUCGCCCGUGACUUUGUUGAGCACCAAGACAAGGGCGUCAGCAAACGCCAGACUGCCCGCCCAGGGGACAAAAGUGGUUUCUAUCGCGACUUUAUUUCUGACUAUUGCCGUGAUCAUAAAAGACAGAAUCACGCUGGGCCAAAUGGGCCUUAUUCGGGCGGUGUACAGGCCAUGUAUGACUGGGCUCGCGGUCACGCAGGUGGCAGCUGGCCUCUUGAUAUCACCUGGAAGAACCUCGUCCUCGCCGGCUCAAACAAGGGAGCCAAUGCUAUCUACAGGGCAAAGACUGUUAGUGGUCCCAGAGAGACAUCUAUUGGCACUCAGGACGUGAGAAAUGAUGCGGACUGGACUCGAAACAGGGCGCAGCAAUUCAGUGGCCGCGGGUGGAGAGCGUCUUCCAAAGGAGGGGAGACUUGCCUCUUGAACUCGCGCAUUAACUACGAGAUCAUCAAAACUGAUUAUCGCCUCUAA
Molecule: messenger RNA, 693 nt
Organism: Fusarium venenatum
Lineage: Eukaryota; Fungi; Ascomycota; Sordariomycetes; Hypocreales; Nectriaceae
Source: RefSeq, a predicted model, not a curated record